Molecule: messenger RNA, 2784 nt
Organism: Heterotrigona itama
Lineage: Eukaryota; Metazoa; Arthropoda; Insecta; Hymenoptera; Apidae
Source: the annotation of a GenBank genome assembly
AAAAAAAAAGAGAAAAAAAGAAAAAGCCACGCGGCCUUCUUCCACACGGAAAUGGGUGGUCUUAUUGAAAUAUUCCUUUUCUUCGGAGUUCUUUUCUACUUCUUCAACUUCAGUAUGCUCGACACAGUUUCAACACGUUUGCAAGAAGUAUAUGCGAGAUGGAAUCGCCGAACGGAAGUGAAACGAAAUCCAGAAUCGGAUGCCACACCAUUUUCGAUAAAGGAACUUAGACGGAUUGGACAACAGAUGUAUAAAAGGAGGAUGCGAGACAAGGAACAAGCAAGAAAAAUUCGGGAAAAUUCUUUAUUUGAAAUCAAAGAGUCCGAACCAUUUACUCCUACUGUUAAAGAAAAAUCUUUGCUUCUACACUAUUGCUGCAGAAGUUGUACUCCAUCAUCUAGAAACUCAUUAGUAAGUACUAUCAACAAACAAUAUACAUCUCUUGGUAUAAAUAUCUUGUUAAUGGAAUCACGCCGAUCGCUAUUGUCUAGAAUAUUUCCUCGUGCGAUAUCUACUUGUUCUUUUAAAGAACAUAAUUACUCAAAAUUAAGAAAAACAAUCUUAGAAAGUGAAAAAUUAAAGGAAGCAAUUAAAUUGGUUGCUUGUGAAAUAAUUAAGGAUGAGGGUUGUAGUGAAACGAUUGCCUUGGAAAAAGCAGAAACUAGAGCCAAAACUAUAUUACAACAAAUGGAAAGCAAACCAAACAAUUUUUUCCUUAAAAUUGUAGCAUGGAUUAUUUAUAUAAUGUUACCAUGUUUUAUGCAAUCUGUUGUAGUAUUGCCAUCUCAAAUAGAAAUGUUAGUAAAGGCAAAUGAGACUGGUCUUCCUGUGAUAUUACUUCCUCUACAUCGUAGUCAUAUGGAUUAUUGUAUAAUCAGCUUUCUUCAUGUAAUAUAUGGUAUUAAAUGUCCAUUAAUUGCAGCUGGUGACAAUCUAAAAAUGCCACUUUUUGGGAAGCUUUUGCAAGGUUUGGGUGCAUUCUUUAUAAAACGUCGAAUCGAUCCCGUUAUAGGCCGCAGAGAUAUUCUUUAUCGUGCCGUUCUUCAGACGUAUAUAUUGAAAAAAUUAGAAGAAGGUCAUAUUAUAGAGUUCUUUAUAGAAGGAACACGUACAAGAACUGGUAAACCAUGUAUGCCAAAGGGUGGCAUUUUAAGUGUUGUUCUUAAUGCAUACAUGGAGGGAAUCAUUGAAGAUGCAAUGAUAAUACCUGUUGUACCAAAUUAUGAACAUAUUAUUGAUGGAAAUUUUGUUAAAGAGCAGCUAGGUGAACCAAAGAAGAAUGAAACAUUUAUAUCUACAAUGAAAGCCAUAUUUUCUACUUUAUUGGCAAAUCAUGGAAUUAUGAGAAUUGACUUUUGUCAACCUUUUUCACUCAAGGAAAUGUUAAAUUCUUUCCAAAAUCAAUCAAAAUUGAAUGGAGUAAAAAUAUCUUCUGUUGAAAAACCUUUAAAAUCUACAAUAUCUAGUUCAUCGCUAUAUGGUACAGAUGUAGUUGUAGAAGAAUACCGUCAACUAGUUGAUAGCCUUGCGCGGCACGUUGUAUAUGACUGUAGUAACGCAAUACCAAUAAUGUCGACCAACGUUGUUGCAUUCAUGCUUUUAUAUAUACUUCGAGAUGGUUGUACUAUGGACGAAUUAAUCGAAGCAUUUGAUUUAAUAAGACAGGAGUUAGAAAGCCGUAAUAAAAAUAUUGCAUUUUGUGGAGAAAGUAUUGAUAUUAUAAAUCAUGCUUUGGAUAUCUUAGGCUCAGAUUUAAUAAAAUUGCAAAAUCAAAAAAUUACAGAAUCAGCUGACGGUCAGCUGACUCAAUCAAAUUUUGUUACUGUAAUCCGUCCUGUGUUAUCUUUACCGAAUGUAAUUGAACUAUCUUAUUACAGUAAUACAGUGGUAACAUGUUUUGCUAUAGAUAGCAUAGUGGUAACUGCUUUGUAUGCUGAGUUACAAUCAAAAAUUAAUGAUCCUGUAGCUAUUGCUCAAAACAACAUUACAGUGUCUCAAGAUCUUUUGAUAAAGAAAUCACUUAAGCUUUGUGAUAUUUUUAAAUAUGAAUUUAUUUUCUGCAAGCCAUGUCAGGAUUUAGAACGUGUUAUUGUAGAUACCAUAGUGAACCUCUCACAUAAAGAAUUUAUUAUUUUACAAGAGGAAUGUUAUUUAGAAGAAGAACUAUGGAGUAAAAGAUAUGCAAAAAAUUUUGAUGAUAGUUCAGAUGAAGAAUAUCGCAAUAAGAAUAAGGCUAAAGAUAUUCAGUACAAAUUGAAUUUAAUACCAGAAAUUACAAAACGUAUGGAAUUUCUUCAUGUAAUGUUGCAACCUUUAGUUGAUGCUUAUACUUUUAGUGCUUUGUCUCUUAGAAGAUUAGUAGGUCAAUCACUUAUUGAGAAAGAUUUAAUUCGUGAAAGUUUAUCAGUCGAUUCGAUAAAAAAUUCUCUGAAAUUAUUUGAAAAAUGGAAUAUUUUGGAAUGUCAUCCAGAAGAGAAUAUUAAAAUUUUUUAUCUGAAAGACGAAUAUGAUACAGAAUCAGCUAUAAUGAAACUCUAUGAUACAAUAGCAGCUUUCAGAUGGACUAAGAAUGUAAACGAAAAAAAAUUAUUUUAACUUAAAUGUCUAUAAGUACUAUUUUUUAUAAACAACUUUAUGAGAAGCUUUGUACAUAGUAAUUUACAAGUAACAAGUAUAAUUCAAUAUGUUCGCUACUAUAGUAUCAUUAAAUCAUUAACAGGAUUUUUUUUUGUUUUUUAAUAUAACACAUCAAAUGCAAUAUAUAUAUAUAUAUGUUAGAAUUCA